AAAAAUUAAAUAAAACACUACUAUUAAAUAAAAUUAUUGCACAACAAUUUCUUGAAAUUACUUAACACUUUCACUAUAAAUUAAAAUAGUAUCCAUUAGUCGAAACAGAGAAUAUAUAUUAUUUUGUUUUUCAAAAUAGCAGCCAACCGGAAGUUAAUAAUGACGUAUUUCCUCGAGGCGUUCUCUAUUUCGAACCGGCCUUUUGGUUUUGGAAGUUGUGUUAGCGGAGUAAAUGUUUAAAAGAUAAUCAGUAGAGAUUUUGCAAUUUUAGUAUUUAACCAUGUUUUACUAUCUGUUUGAUUUUUGUCUUGUAUAAUUAUUGUUUUAGAGUUACAGUAUUUUUUUCAUUAAAAUUUCUCUACCUUUCAUAAAUCAAUUAUUGACGUUUAGGUAGCCGGCUAGUCUUGUUCUCGAAAGGUGUGGGAGACUAUGUACGGUGACCGGGAGAGGCGAGGUGGUUUCCGAGAUGACCGCAGGGGCGGUGGUGGAGGCUUCCGUGGUGUUGCCAGAGGCGACGGGGGUUUCCGGGGUAUGGGCUUUAGGGGCGGUCGAGGUGGCGGGGGCAUGGGGCGGUCUGCUGGUUCUCAACUGCGCAAGCCCCACUGGGACCUAGAGACGUUGCAGCCCUUUGCCAAGAACUUCUAUGUUCCACAUCAAAAUGUCAUGAACAGGUCAUAUGAUGAGGUGAUGGAGUAUCGAGCCAGCCAGGAAGUCACUGUCAAAGGCGAUGACAUUCCAAGUCCUAUCCAGUACUUUGAAGAAGGAAACUUUCCUGGUUAUGUUCUUGAUGGAAUCAGGAAGCAGGGAUUCUCGACGCCCACUGCCAUCCAGGCCCAAGGCUGGCCUAUCGCACUCAGCGGCAAAGACAUGGUCGGCAUUGCUCGGACAGGAUCUGGCAAGACUCUCGCUUAUGUGCUGCCUGCCAUCGUCCACAUCAACCACCAACAACCACUGUUCCGGGGCGACGGCCCCAUCGCCCUCAUCCUGGCGCCCACACGCGAGCUAGCGCAGCAGAUCCAGCAGGUGGCCACGGACUUCGGUACCUCCUCUGCCGUCAGGAACACCUGCGUCUUCGGGGGUGCUCCCAAGGGCCCGCAGGCACGGGACCUGGAGAGGGGAGUGGAGAUCUGCAUCGCCACGCCGGGCCGCCUGAUAGACUUCCUGGAGCGGAGCACCACCAACCUGCGUCGCUGCACCUACCUGGUGCUGGACGAGGCCGACCGCAUGCUGGACAUGGGCUUCGAGCCUCAGAUACGCAAGAUCAUAGAGCAGAUCAGGCCGGACCGCCAGGUGCUGAUGUGGUCUGCUACAUGGCCCAAGGAGGUACAGACGCUCGCCGAGGACUUUCUCUGCGACUACGUGCAGCUCAACAUCGGCUCACUGACGCUGGCGGCCAACCACAACAUCAUGCAAAUAGUCGACGUGUGCCAGGAGCACGAAAAGGACCAGAAGCUGCACCGGCUGCUGCGAGAGAUUGGCUCUGAGAAGGAGAACAAGACCAUCAUUUUUGUAGAGACGAAGCGCAAAGUUGAUGAGAUAACAAGAAACAUUGUCCGUGACGGAUGGUCUGCAGUGAGUAUUCAUGGUGACAAAUCUCAGCAAGAACGUGACCAAGUUUUACAAGAGUUCCGGUGUGGCAGAGCUCCCAUCCUGGUGGCAACAGAUGUGGCAGCUCGGGGCUUGGAUGUGGAGGACGUAAAGUUCGUGAUCAACUUUGAUUACCCGUCAUCGUCGGAGGACUACAUCCACCGCAUUGGGCGCACGGGACGCUCACAACAGACGGGCACGGCGUACGCCUUCUUCACCCCCCAUAACAUGAAGCAUGCCGACCAACUGAUCUCGGUGCUGCAGGAGGCCAACCAGAUGGUCAACCCCAAGCUGAGCGAGAUGGCAGAACAGGCCAAGUACGGCGGCUACGGGGGCAAAGGAGGGAGAGGGGGGCGAGCCAAUCACCAAGAGGACGAUGGCACGACCCUGCCCACCGCGUUUGGCUACGGUGGAGGCAGGAGCCGCUACAACAGCAAGCCUGCCCGGAACUACGAUGCGGAUGGCGUGAACGGCUGCUACGCAGCCGGUGGAAGCCAGGGGCAGCUCACGCCUGUUGGCCAGGUAGCCCCGCCCCCUCCCACAACCAACUACUUUGCACAGCAGCUGCCGGCCAUGCGCUUCAACACCCCUCCGCCAUUUGGCAAGUACACCCAACCUCCGGGCAGCGUGCGAGGAGGUUUCUGUUUCAAUCACGGCCCACCCAAGAUGUAGGCGUGUUCAGUGUUUCUUUUCAGUUCCUUUAUACAGUAUUAUUUUCUUUAGCAUGUCAUUAGUGUUUUUCUCUGUAUACUUUGUAAUGUGAUUUAAAAAUGGAACUUGACAAGCAAGCUUACUUUUUUUUUUUAUUAUUCUAGUAAAUGUGUUUACAUUCCAAAUUAAUGAACUGAAUUGGCCAUUACAGUACCUUAAUCCUAAUUUUUUUCUGUAACUUGACCUAAUUUGUAAUAAAUAUGUUGCAUCAUCCAGAUCCAAGUUCAGAAUGAUUCAUAAAAGGACUCUAGUAGAUAUUUGGCAGUACAAAUUAAAUAUCAUUAAGGGUCAACAAAAUUUCUAAAUAUUCAGUUAUUUUCUUGUUAAAAUACUGUCCAAGCCUACCUAUUGCAACAGUUUAUUGUUAAUUGGCAUAUAUGUAUGUAUAUUGUGUGAUCAUAAUAAAUAGGUACAUAAUGCCAUAAUUUCACAUAAUUUAAAUAUUAUUCAUUGCUAUAGCAAAAUUUGGUAUAUACUAGCUUGAAACUUCUGCUAUAGACCAGUUCCAGUGUAAUGAAUGUUACACGCAAUGGUAAAUAUUAAACUUCUGGGGGUGAGUGGGGUGAAGCACCUACCAAUCACCUGCAUUUUUCAGCUCUAGGGACACUUGUUUCAUAUUUCAUUCAUCUCAAGUCGAUUGUUUAUUUUCCUUCACAUUACUGAGGAUGUCUUGAUAUAAUAAGUUAGAGGAAUUUCUUUGCAGAGUUUUGUACUGUUGAACAUUGAGCAGUCCCUAACAAAUUUACGAAUGUAGAAUGUUUUGAAAUAUUUAUAAAACAGACUGACUAUGCACUGACUUAAUAUUCUUAGCAAUUCUUGUGUGCUAAAUUUGAUGUUCAUUUUGAUCAUGUGUUUUUUUCUUUUCAUAUUUCUUCUAAAUUGACCACGAGAAAAAUUUUUGUAAAUCAGAAACUUAUAAGAAUUAUUUAUCUUGUAGUCCCUAACGAGUAAAGAUUUGAUUUAAAAAAAGCUGUGAAAUACUUCUGUGAUACGUUUUAUUCUGUAAUUUUGUUUUAGUUUGUAUUACAAAAAAGACUGGAUCUUAGUUCACAAAGCAGUAUGAUGAAGUGAGGUUAUUUUGUAAGUGCAUUGAGUGUGCAGUCAUAAUUGGAUUUUAAAUACUGUGUGAACCUGUGUGAGGGAAGUAUUUGUAAAGUGACCUGGAUUUUAACUGGGAAUAUAUUUGUUUUUCUGUAUGGACAAAAUAGUUCCUGCACAAGUUUACAUCUGUGAUCUUAGCAUUAUGGUAUUGGCUGUGAGAGUUGGAUGGUUACAGCGUGGACAAAAGUUGCUGAAAAUAUUUUCAUUCGUUAUCUUCACAAUUUCCAUUAGUAUACACAGUACGGGUGAAUGCAGCAGAACCUUGCAUAUAUUGUUUGGGUGUGCAGAAAUUUUAGGAAUAUGUAUGUAAAAUUUUGUAGCCUGUAUCCAAAAAUCUUUUACAAGGCAAAGUACUAGAUAUCUAAGAUUGAGCAGCAUUGUGUCAAAAUAUCUUUGUGAUUAUUAAAACUAUCGAAGGAAAAAAUAGCAUUGUAAAGACAAUGUUGAUGAAAGUUAGUAUAUCGUAGGUUGUUAGUUGUUAUAUUAUGUGUAUUUGGUUUAAAUCUGCUCAUAUAAUUAUUUCAUUCCUGUAAAUUGUGUUUUUUGUUAUGUUUAACACCAACUGCAUAAACAUGUUAGUUAUUUAGUCCAAUAAUCUAGUCCAGAAGAAGUUUUUGUGUGGUUUCUAUCACUUAAAUAUUUUGUUAUCACAUACACACCCUCAAAGGGCAGUGAAAUUUUUUUUCUGUUGGAUUGAUAAAUAAACAUGCAGUAUUUUUA
Messenger RNA from Bacillus rossius redtenbacheri, 4119 nucleotides. Its product is annotated as probable ATP-dependent RNA helicase DDX5. NCBI's taxonomy places the organism in Eukaryota, Metazoa, Arthropoda, Insecta, Phasmatodea, Bacillidae. Gene Ontology annotation, cellular component: cytoplasm; ribonucleoprotein complex; nucleus. Bases 430 to 2259 code for a protein of 609 amino acids. The transcript is spliced from 12 exons. The record is from RefSeq and is a predicted model, not a curated record. Gene Ontology annotation, molecular function: RNA helicase activity; ATP binding; RNA binding.